AUGAACCCGCAGAGCUUGCAGUUCCCGCUUGGCUUGCCACAAGGCCAGCAGCAGCAGAACUUCAAUGCCGGCAUCCAGCCCAAUACCCUUUCUGCUUCCGCUGUUCCCGCUGCUCCCGCUGGUCAGGUGGCUAUGCCAGCUGUCGGCGACUCGAACAACAUGGGCGCUCGAAUGCAGAACGCAGCUCAAGUGCUACAGUCAAUACGUGGCAAUAUCGCCGCGCUACAGCGACAAUGGGCCGUCAUCUCAAGUCAGCCCGACGGGCCGACCAAGACGAAUGCACAACAACAUCUGGCGUCGCAGCUGAAGCGUUUGCAGAUGAUGGAACAGUCGGCGAUCCAGUCGAUGGGUGCACACAUUCCACCAGGCGCCCAACUCAACCAGCAACAGCAGCCCGGACAGAUGGGCAUGGUGCCACAACAGCCACAACAACAACAACAGCAGCAGCAGAACCCUAUGUUGCAAGGCUUGAAUCCAGCUCAACUCGGUCAGAUGCAACCGCAACAAGGCAUGAAUGGUAUCGGUAUGGAUCCGAACAAGUUUGGCACGUCAUCCAAUGACCUGAAUCAGCUUCAACAACAACAACAACAACAACAACAACAACAGCAGCCGCCAUUCGGUCAACCCAACAUGCAGUCGCAACAGGCACAACCGACACAAGCACAAACAUCACAACCAAGCUUCAACCCAGCACAGAUGGCAGCGCCUAGUUCGGCCACUGGUGGAGGUCCGCCUGGCGCCAAACGAGACUUCGUCGGCACUGUUCGCAACUUCAUGCAACAACGCGGAACGCCUUUCCCACCGCAAUUGUCUCUCAGCUUUGUCGGCCCCGCAUCUUCCAACUUGCCAGGCGACACCAAGACGAUCGAGCUGCAGGCGCUCUUUGCUGCAGUCAUUCACUCGGGAGGAUCUCAACGUGCGGCACAGAUCCCUGGCUUCUGGGCUGUCAUCGCGAGUCGACUCGGCUUGAAAGUUGGCCCACCAGACGGAACGCAAUCGGCACCAGACGCUGUACCCAGCCCUGGUGAGGUUCCGGAUCGUCUCUCGUCCUUCUACCGUGACCGUCUUUCAGCAUUCGAGCAGUUCUGGAUGUCACGAAUGCCACAACGUCAGCCCAGCGGUCAGAGUGUUGCUGCCGGCUCGCCGGCUGCUGCUGCUCCAAGUCCAUCAGUACAGGACCCGAACAUACAGGCAACGCAGCAGAACAACCCACAGGCUCAGCAGAUGCAACAACAACAGCAGCAGCCAGGACAGCCGGGGCAGACACCGCAACAGCAACAGCAGCAGCAACAGCAACAGCAGCAACAGCAGCAACAGCAACAGCAACAGCAACAGCCACCACAGCCACUACAGCCACUACAGCCACUACAGCCACCACAGCCGCAGCAACAACAACAACAACAGCAGCAGCAGCAGCCGGGAGCACAGUCAGGGCAAGCUCCAGGUCAGAACCGACCCGUUGCACCAGGCCAGAUGACACCGCAAAACCUGCCAGCCAACUUGCAUUCGCAGAUGGUCCAAUUGCAGCAGCUCGUAGCUUCAGGUCGCAUCACUUCUCAGCAGGCAAGAGAGCGUUUCGUUGCUAUGCAGCAAGCCACACGGCAGAUGAUGGUCAAGCAGCAGCAACAACAACAACAACAACAACAACAACAACAACAACAACAACAACAACAGCAGCAGCAGCAGCAACCAGGUGCGCCGACUGAUCUGACACAACAGCAACAGCAGCAAGGUCAGUUCCAGCAACCGCAACAACAGCAGACUCCACAAGAUUUCGCCGGCAUGGCACCUGCACCAGGCUCAGCACAAGCAGGCAUGUCAGGAGCGCAACGAGGCGUGCCUGGUCAGGCAUCACCGGCACCAGGUCAAGAUCAUCCUGGCACGAUGCCCGGAGCGCAUCCAGGACUGUUCAACGACCCUGCUGCAAUGCUUACGCAACAGCAGCAAUCUCCUGCGGGUCAGCCUGGAGCGGAGGGUGUGCCCCAAUGGCCUUCGCAGCCGCCAGCGGGGAUACCUGCAUCACCAACAAAGAUGCAAGCAGGUGUCAACGGUGCAGGUCCCAAGACGCCCACCGCUAUCUCGAAACCUGAAGCCAAACCAUCAAAAAAGAAACGCAAGAAGACCGAAAGCAACGUCUCGACACCUUUGCCUUUGCAAGCAGCUACAGGUCUGGAUGUGAAGCCACCGAUGCCUCAGCUUGGCGAUCCGAUGGCUGGUCCUGGAGCUAUGGUUCAGCCUCCCGUCGGUGUUCCUCCAGCAGCUCCAGCCGCAGUCCCACCGAAACCCCAACCAGAGAAGCAGUUGGUUCCGGGUACACAACAGCCUGUUGGCCCCCCUGCACCACCGCAGAAGCACAAGAUCGUGUACCUACCUAUUCGUCGCGACGUUCACACACAUGGUGGAUGGGACUUGUCGCUCGUCGAAUCCCAGUAUACACCAGCGAUGCUUUCGCGUGGUCGACCAAGGACCUUGCGCGAGCUGGGUUUGGUGGAUGUGCAAGGGUUGAUCAUGUCCCUGCGUUCGCGACUGGAUUUCGAGGUGUCGUAUGCGCUCAACACGCUUUUGAUCCUGUCAGCCGGUGUUGGUGCAGCGCCUAAUUUCCAGUUCGGUCUGCAGUCUUGUGAGGAUCUGCUGGAGGAGUUGUUGGACUUGUUGGAGGCUUCUGCUUUCCAGACCCAUAGCGGUGAUGAGGAUCCUAGCGCGUCGCAAGGUCUGGAUCAGCUUCUGUUCGGUAACGGCGCGAAUGGCCAUUCGAGCUCUUCUCGUCGACCCUCGAACCGGUUGCGAAGGGAGAGUGGUCUCGAUGGGUUACCGACGUAUCGCGACUGGAUCGCAGCUGCAGCCGAAGAAGAAGCGGAACUCAAGAUCUGGACACGAAGGAAAGCUACCCGCUCGCGAUCUGCUGCAGGGAGCAUUCUCAAUGGUGGCGUUGGAAGCGACAUUGACUCGCUCGCUUCUUCCUCCGCUCUUUCUGUUGGCACCGACGUUGCGCUUGAUGGCACGAUUUCCACCAAUGGAGUGCUGUGCGAGCAGGAGAGGUCGACGGAGAAGAAAGCAGUUCUGGCACUGACGAUUUUAACGAUUGUCAAGAACUUCAGCGCCAUGCCGGAGAACAUUUACUUUUUCAACAACACUCCGAGACUUUUGCAGGUUCUGGCGAGGUUAUGUUCGAUCGAUGCUGAAAGGGUUCGUUCAGCAGCACAGGGUGAUGACGAGGAGGAUGAGGAUGCGGAGGAUCGAGCUGCAGCAGCAGCGGUGCAAGAGGGGUUAGGCGCGACAGUGUUCACCACCCUCGAAGCACUUCGUGUUCGCAAGGAAGUCCUAGUAAUAGUCUCAAAUCUCGCAGGAGAAACACUUUCGCUCGGCACCCAAGACCGAGAGACAGUGCUGACAAUAUUCCACCUCCUCGCAUCCUUUAUCCUGGAAGCCGCAGAAGUGGAAGAAAUGGAUCAUGCAGCCGAACUCGCCGAACUCGCUGCAACCCUCCCACCCGGUGGGCCAACCCCUCCAGUAAUCCGUCGUAUCCCAUACCAUGCAGACCUAGCCCUUGACGCGCUCUCAAAGUUGGCUUUGCCAGAUGACAACCGUGAAAUUCUCUCGCACAUCCUUCCAGGCUCCGACAUCGAAACGCUCGUAAGCGAAAUGAUUCGAAUGCUUCCCAUGACAGAAUCGGAUUUCAAAGUUCUCAAUACCGAACAUCGGUUAGGGUACAACGAGAGAUUGGCGAUGUCACUUUACAAUCUUGCCUUCCUUGCUCCACCUCCGGUCAAACUUCAACUCGGAAAGAUUCCGGGUUUGGCAGGAAUUGUGCUAAGGAUAGUAAAGAAAUUGGCGAGAGCUACGCCGGAGUUUAGUAGAAAUCCGUUCAGUGUUUUGUGUAGGAGAUUGGUGGAGGCGCUGAGAUUGAUUAGUGAUGGGGAAGAUAUGUUUGGUGCUCCUGCCCUGUUAGGGUUUGGCUUUGGGGAUGCGGGGAGUGCGGGGGUGGGGAAGAAGCAAGUUGGGUUGUUGUUGGGGGAAGAGGAGGGGGUGAGAGAGAUUCUUGCGGGGACGAACGAGUUGGAUGGUGUACUGGGGGAGGAGCUUUUUGCGCUCAUUGCUAGUGGGUGA
Messenger RNA from Ustilago hordei, 4107 nucleotides. RefSeq lists its product as uncharacterized. The record is from RefSeq and is a predicted model, not a curated record. Gene Ontology annotation, molecular function: DNA binding. Lineage: Eukaryota; Fungi; Basidiomycota; Ustilaginomycetes; Ustilaginales; Ustilaginaceae. The transcript is spliced from 2 exons. Bases 1 to 4107 code for a protein of 1368 amino acids.